Molecule: messenger RNA, 2567 nt
Organism: Trematomus bernacchii (emerald rockcod)
Lineage: Eukaryota; Metazoa; Chordata; Actinopteri; Perciformes; Nototheniidae
Gene: alpl
Product: alkaline phosphatase, biomineralization associated
Exons: 12
Coding region: 360-1943 (527 amino acids)
Biological process (GO): dephosphorylation
Cellular component (GO): plasma membrane
Molecular function (GO): alkaline phosphatase activity
Source: RefSeq, a predicted model, not a curated record
CCUUGCAGCAGUGCGUCGGUCGUCAGACAGGCGGAGCUCUCGGUCCAUCUUCCCCCACAGCAUGCAUCGUUAUUUCUAAAGGUUUUUUUUUUUUUCCGCCUCUCCCUCGUGGGAUACAGACCGCUAUUCUCAGACCCCCAGAGCCAGAGCCGAACAACUGUGGCCUUAUAAAACGGACUGAAAGCAGCGACGAGGACACUCAUUUCAAGGUUGAUGAACUGCAGACACACUUGGAUGUAACCAUAGAUUUCUGUCCAGGAACACGACACUUGCACUGUGAGGUGACUGCAGACAGACUUCCUCAGCUUCUCAAAGUGGCAUGUUAAGGCUUUCUGAAGAAACACGUCACUGACACGACAAUGAAGCUGACAGCCCUGCUCAUCGUUUGCUCCUCUCUGAUGUUUGGGAGUUUGGGGAAGCCACAAUUCCCUGAACAUGAGAAGGAUCCCAAGUUUUGGAACAUGUGGGCCCAGCGGACCCUGAAAAAUGCUCUGUCACUGCAAAGUCUCAAUACAAACAAAGCGAUGAAUCUAAUCCUCUUCCUCGGAGAUGGGAUGGGCAUUCCCACGGUGACGGCUGCUCGAAUCCUGAAGGGUCAGCUGAACGGACAGAGCGGAGAGGAGACGCAGCUGGAGAUGGACAAGUUCCCUUUUGUGUCUUUGGCCAAGACAUACAACACUAACGCCCAGGUGCCGGACAGCGCUGGCACCGCCACAGCGUACCUCUGCGGGGUGAAGGCCAACGAGGGCACGGUGGGCGUGAGUGCAGCUGCUGUCCGAACCCAGUGCAACACCACACAGGGCAACGAGGUCACCUCCAUCCUCAGAUGGGCGAAGGAAGCAGGCAAGUCCGUGGGAAUAGUGACAACGACCCGUGUCAACCAUGCGACUCCCAGCGCUUCUUACGCCCACAGCGUGGACAGAGACUGGUACUCCGACAAUGAGAUGCCAGCUGAAGCUCUGAGGGACGGCUGCAAGGAUAUCGCCAGACAACUCUUUGAAAACAUUCCCAACAUUGAUGUGAUCAUGGGUGGAGGGAGGAAGUACAUGUUCCCCAAAAACAAGUCGGAUGUAGAGUACCCCAACGUUUUGAAGCACAGCGGCACACGAAAAGACGGAAGAAACCUGGUGGAGGAGUGGACUGACAGAAUGAAGGAUAAAAAAGGCUAUUAUGUGUGGAACAAGAAGCAGCUCUUAUCACUGAACCCUAACAACGUGAAUUACUUAUUGGGUCUUUUUGAACCUGCGGAUCUGCCGUACGACUUGGAGAGGAACACUGAGACUGAUCCCUCGCUGACAGAAAUGGUGGAGGUGGCCAUCAAGAUCCUGAGGAAGAACCCUAGGGGAUUUUACCUGCUUGUCGAGGGAGGACGCAUUGAUCAUGGACACCACGAGGGCAAAGCCAAGCAGGCGCUGCAUGAAACUGUGGAAAUGGACAGAGCCAUCGGCAGGGCAGACCUCCUGACCAGCGUCCAUGAUACAAUGACUUUAGUUACCGCUGAUCAUUCUCAUGUGUUCAACUUCGGGGGUUACACAGGGAGAGGAAACACCAUAUUUGGUCUGGCCCCGAUGCUCAGUGAUAUUGACCAGAAGCCCUUCACCUCCAUCAUAUAUGGGAACGGACCAGGUUACAAACUUAUCAACGGAGCGAGGGAAAAUGUCUCCACUGUCGAUUACCAGGAUAACAACUACCAGGCCCAGGCCGCUGUACCUCUGAGCAUGGAGACCCAUGGAGGAGAGGAUGUAGCUGUGUUUGCUAAAGGUCCCCUGGCCCACCUGCUGCACGGGGUCCAUGAGCAGAACUACAUCCCCCACGUCAUGGCGUAUGCAGCCUGUAUCGGCCAGAACAGGGAACACUGUGUGUCACGUAGCGGGGCUGCAGAUCUACGCCCUGUCCUCUCUAGCAUCGCAGCCCUUCUCACAGUCACCCGAAUCCUGUGCUGACCACAAACUAUACCCUCCCAUCCUCAUCCUGUUAAUAACCCUGUUAUAACCACUCGUAAUUUUUUUUAUUUCAAUUUGAUGUUGUUUUUUUAAGUUCUGAUUUUACUCUUCAAUAUUUUGUUGUUAUCAUGGGACCACUGUUAGGGCUGUUUGACAAUAUAUAUUAUAUUUGACAAAAGCAAAAGGGUAUCUGUUAAAGGUUGUUCAGGCAAAUAUGUUAAUUAACAAAAAACAAUGACCCAUGAUGCACUGAAAUGAAAAGUGGUGUUGCAAGGACUACCACAAAAUCUGAGAUCUCGGUUGAGACGUUUUUAUAAAGAGGGUUUUAAGACCCAUUAAGCAUGUUUGUUCAAUGUAAACCGUUUAGAAUCUACCUCACAAGCUUGCAAAAGAUCUCUCGUGCAAUGAUGGUGCGUCGAGAAGGCCACAUUUUUAAAGGCAAAAUGCAUGCCCAAACAAGAGGCAAAUGUCUAAUUGACAAAAGAGUAAAACAUUUAUAUAUAUUUCCUUGUCAUACACCUUUGUGCAUACUUGUAAAAAGCACUGAAACAGCCCACCUACCAUUGUUAUGUCAAAUGACAGAAGUUGUAAACCUCUUAAUCAAUAAAAGACAAUUGUUCUGAU